Messenger RNA from Clarias gariepinus (North African catfish), 1581 nucleotides. It is a transcript of the gene btr02, whose product is annotated as bloodthirsty-related gene family, member 2. The record is from RefSeq and is a predicted model, not a curated record. The transcript is spliced from 7 exons. Bases 70 to 1395 code for a protein of 441 amino acids. NCBI's taxonomy places the organism in Eukaryota, Metazoa, Chordata, Actinopteri, Siluriformes, Clariidae. Gene Ontology annotation, molecular function: metal ion binding; protein binding.
AGUAGAGGAAGUGUUGUAGGAGAAGCACGGAAGCAGAGUUUGUUCAACACACUCCUGAACAUUCAGGGGAUGGCUUCGACUUUUAGUCUCCUGUCAGAGAAGCACUUCCUGUGCUCACUGUGUGAGGACAUCUUCAGCAGUCCAGUCACAACACCAUGUGGUCACAGCUUCUGUAAAGUGUGCCUACGUAAAUACUGGAGCCAAUCCGGCGCGGGCAAAUGUCCUCUAUGCAGAAAGACCUUCGUCUCCAGACCUCACCUCAAUGUGAAUCGCAUACUGGCAGACGUUACAGAGCAGUACAGGAAAUCACGGCUAGAUGGAAUAGCAAAGUCCGUCAGUGUGGGUGGACUUUUAAAUGAGCCGGUAGAGAAAACACAAGCAGAGGUGGAUCACAUGAUCAAAGAGAGGGUUCAGAAAAUGGAUAAACUCAAGCAGUCUCUUAAAGUGCUAAAGAGCUCGUGUCUGCGUGAGGUGCAGGAGAGUCAUAGGGUCUUCUCUACCCUCCUCAGUGCGGUGGAGGCAGCACACAAAGCAGUGGUGGCAGAGGUGGAGGAGAAACAGCAAGAGGCUGAGAAUCGAGUGGACCGACUCGUCAAGGAACUGGAGAUUGAGAUCACUGAGCUGGAAAGUAGACAGAUGACACCAGGGGAUCUUCUAGAUAGCAAGGAGUAUCUGAGAAAGAGCUUCAUUCAUUUACCCAGAGAGAUGAGGGACUGGUCAAAGGUCACACUAGAGACAGAACCAUGUGUGGGAUUUGCCAGGAAAGCUGUGACUGAUUUCAUAAACGCUGUCAGGACAGAAGAAAAGAAACUCUCUAAAGCAGAGCUGAAGCGGUUACAGAUAUACACAGCGGACAUCAGACUGAACUCUCGCACGGCUCACCCCCAGCUCUUCAUCUCAGACGACAGGAAGCAGGUCAGACACACUGACAAGCAGCAGGAGGUCCCAGAAAAUCCCAAAAGGUUUGACCGCGUGACCAAUGUGUUGUCUAAGGAAGCCUUCAUUUCAGGUAGAUACUACUGGGAAGUAGAUGUAGGAGACAAGACAGACUGGGACCUCGGUGUGGUCAAGCAGACUGUUAACAGGAAGGGGAAAUUUACCGUCAGUCCUGCAAACGGCUUCUGGACGCUCAGCUUGAGAAACGGGAAUCAGUACAUGGCCAACACACUGCCACCGACCUGUCUGGCUCUCAAAUCUAAAACUAGAAAGGUGGGCAUUUAUCUGGACUACAACGGGGGACGUGUGUCCUUCUUCUGUCCUGACUCAGGGAUUCAUAUCCACACCUUUACAGACAAGUUUACUGAAAGACUCCAUCCUAUUUUUAACCCCGGACGACCGCAUGGAGGCAAAAACGCUGAGCCGCUCAUCAUCACCACUAAUUCCUGUAUUAUCUAAACCGGUCUGUGUUAUUACUGUGUUAUUACAAUUUAACCCUUUAAUGAGCUCUAAGGAACUCUGUGUUAAAUUAAAUAUACAAUCAAUUAAAUUUGAUCAAUUAUAAUCAUCAAUAAAUCUAAUUGAUUUGAUUUGAUUUGAUUGUGCUUAUGAAGGAUUGUACUUUGAUUUAUAUUAUAAUUUUUC